AAGGUGAAGCAGGGAGGACCUGCGAAGCGAACCAGCUUCACCUUCCUGGCUGAUUCAGCAUGGGGGAGAAGUCAGAAAACUGUAGGGUUCCAGAGGACCUGUUCAAUGGUUUGAAAGUUACUGAUCCCCAGGAAGCAGAAUGUGCUAGUCCUUCAGUUUCUAAUCCCAAAGAUCACCAGCCCCAGAGCAAGCUGCUUGAGGAUGUUGAGGCCCAUCCCCAGGAGGACCAGGGAGAAGAGGAGCACUUUCAUGACUGCAGCACCUCAUUUGAGGAGGAACCAGGAGUGGCCAAGGUUGAGAACAAACCUGAUGAUGUGAAUUCCUCUGAACUGGAUGAAGAAUACCUACUAGAACUGGAAAAAGACAUGCCAGAGGAAGAGAAACAGAAAAGAAGAGAAGAGAGCACUAGACUGAAGGAGGAGGGAAAUGAGCAGUUUAAGAAAGGAGAUUACAUAGAAGCUGAAAGUUCUUAUAGCCAAGCCCUUCAGAUGUGCCCAUCCUGCUUCCAGAAAGACAGGUCUAUUCUGUUUUCAAAUAGAGCUGCUGCAAGGAUGAAACAGGACAAGAAAGAGAUGGCCAUCAGUGACUGCAGCAAAGCCAUCCAGCUAAACCCCAGCUACGUCAGGGCCCUGCUGAGGAGAGCAGAGUUGUACGAGAGCACUGACAAGCUUGACGAAGCCCUGGAAGACUAUAAAUCCAUUCUAGAAAAAGACCCAUCAGUGCACCAAGCAAGAGAAGCUUGUAUGAGAUUACCCAAGCAAAUCGAAGAACGAAAUGAAAGACUGAAGGAAGAAAUGUUGGGUAAAUUAAAAGAUCUUGGGAACUUGGUUCUCCGACCUUUCGGACUCUCCACAGAAAAUUUCCAGAUCAAACAGGAUUCCUCUACUGGCUCCUACUCCAUCAAUUUUGUUCAAAAUCCAAAUAACAACAGAUAACAAAGAUAACGGUAGCUUUUAAAGCUGGCUAGUAAAUUGUGUGCUGCUUGCUGUUAGCAAGGGGAAAGGCCCUGCCAGUGUUUAAGUUCUAAAAGCAUCUUAUCUCAAAGACAGGCUAAUCCACUAGAGCCCGAUGCUCCCUUACCUAGUGUUUCAUGAUCCGGGUGAAAUGCACUUCCUGAUGUAAUGAGCCUGAUUUGAUUUCCAUUUUAAGGUGGUGUCUGUGCAGCUGUUGUCCCUGGUUCUGUCCUUUGUUUUGUCCAGGAGGAAGCCUGUUAAGGCUGACCUCCCUGAGACAUACAAACAUAAAGCCCAGACACCAGCUCUCCUGGACCGAGCAAACCUGCCGGUUGGAGACUGCCCAAACAUGACUGAUGGGGGUCCCGCCUGCUGUCCCCUCUCCCGAUCACACACUGCCCAGGCUGCCGGGCAUGGGCUUCUGAUUUCCUCUGUGGUAAUAAACGCUUUCUGUGAUGGUCUGA
Messenger RNA from Miniopterus natalensis, 1417 nucleotides. RefSeq names its product tetratricopeptide repeat domain 1 (gene TTC1). Gene Ontology annotation, molecular function: protein binding. The record is from RefSeq and is a predicted model, not a curated record. NCBI's taxonomy places the organism in Eukaryota, Metazoa, Chordata, Mammalia, Chiroptera, Miniopteridae.